This is a messenger RNA of Cinara cedri, 3998 nucleotides long. NCBI's taxonomy places the organism in Eukaryota, Metazoa, Arthropoda, Insecta, Hemiptera, Aphididae. The record is from the annotation of a GenBank genome assembly.
AUGGUCGAUUCAGUUGUUUCCAGUCCAGCAGCUCCGGUUGUUUUGUCGCCGGCUCCCAAAAAGUUACCGUCCAAUAAGAAGGCGACCGCCGCUGCCAAAGGUGCCGCUUCGAAGAAGCCUUCAGCCGCACAUCCACCGAUAUCUGUUAUGGUUACAUCAGCAAUCAAAGAAUUGAAAGGGCGAAUAAGUUCGUCUUUGCCUGCUAUCAAAAUGUAAUUGGCCGCCAAUUAUCAAGUCGAUCCAACCAAGUUAGCACCUUUCAUCAGGAAAUUCUUGACCGCUGCCGUGACGAGCGGUGCAAUACUCCAAACUAAAGGUCAUUAUAAGCUGGCUGGAGCCGAAGCUAAACUGAAAAUUGCCUUCGUGGUAAAAAAAAUGAAACCCACCUCCGCCUAAAAAGAAGAAGCCAGCUUCGAAAACAACUAAAACUGCCUCCGGUGAACCAGCCACCAAAAAGACGAAAAGACUCCAACCAAGGCUCCUAAGGCCGUUAAACCCAAAAAGGUCCCGGCUAAAUCUACUGUUAAAAUCCAAAACUUUGAAGAAAACCGCAGUUAAGAAGGCCACCGUUUUAAAGAAAAAUUAGAAUUUUGUAACAGUGUAUACUCCUUAAGAAGGCCCUUUUCAGGGCUACCAAAUACUUACUCAUACUACAUAAAUUUAUGUAUACCAUAUUCUUUUUAGAUUUACGUCUGACAGUUCUCAUAAUUAUUUAUAAUGUUUACAAAAUUAUGAUACUAAACUUUAUUCUGUUUUCUGUAUUCCUGUAUAAUUUUUUUUAUUUUUUUCAGUUACUGUUCAGCUACUGUUAUAGAUAACAAUAACUUUUUGAUAUAUUCAGUACAAACUUAAUGUGCAUGGGGAGCGAUGAGUUAAGAUUAUCUUUAGUCUUUGAUUGUAGAUGCACGGCAUUGUCAUAUAUUUUAUUAAUUAUAAUAUUAUCAGGACCUUUGAUAUUUUCAUUAGUCUUAUCAUUUUUAUUAUUCUCAACAUACAUUUCUCACUAAUUUCUUAUCAAGUUUUAUUUAAUUAACAAUAAAAUUUAAAUUUUGUAUUUAUAAACUUAAAUAGUUAAAGACUGUUGGAAGUGAUGUUAACUGAUUACAGAUUGUCAUACAAUUGUUAGUUCAUAUAACAUGGAGUUCAAUAAAAGUUAUAAUAUUAGCCUAUUAUCUGAUUAGAUAUCAAAAUCAGGAAUUAUAAUUUUAUGUAUAAUAUUAUGUUUUUGUAUUCAAAACAUAAAUUUACCUCAGUUCCUAUUAAUUUUUCUUAUUAAUUUUAAACAUAAUUCUUAAUACCCUAACUAUUAUAAAAUUUAAUACACAGCAUAAUGUCUCACAAAUCGCAAAUCGAAAAUAAAAAUUAUAGGACUUCAUAUUAUGUACUACCAAACUGCACUAAGCAUCAUGUCAUGUUUUAAGAUGUUCUGACAAACUUGAAAAAUAUUUAUGAUUUUCGUCAAAAUUUGAUAUUACCAUUUUUAUAAAAAAUAAAGUACUACACUAAACCCGAUUUCUUCUUUUUUUUUCCCUGAAAAUACAACUUAUAAUGAACCUCCUGUUUUAUUUUCGAGCACUUCUAUUUACUCGAACAAUUUUAUCCUACCAAAUACAAAUUAUGUAAAACAACUCGCAAAAUUAAAAUAUCCAUCAAUACCUAAGAAAGCAUUAGAAAACAUAAAUUUAAAAAAUUUAAAAUCAUGAAAUCGUUACGCCGUAAAAUUUGUCAAUUUUUAUUAAGUUUUCCAAUAUUUUUUCCAAAUUAUUAUGAAAGUCAUAUUAAUUAUGAAUAUAUACAUAAUGUUCACCAAUUAACUAUUGUAGGUAAAAUGAAACUUAAAAACUCUAAAUACAAUUAGUUCGUUGGGUAUCUAAUUCAUGUGAAAUGUUGAUUUCAUUUUGCACAUCAAUACAUUCUUCCAGAUGAAAAUAGAAUUGUAGAUACCCGAUAAUUGUAAAAGUUUAUGUGGCUUUAUAUCUUAGUUCAGGCAAGUAUCGAUGGCACACGUUAAUAUUAUGGAAAAAUUUGGAACGGGCGCAGUGCUGCACUCUCUAUUAGUAUAAUUAUUUAUGAUAAUAUGAAAUCUAAUACCAGAAACAUAAACUUGUAAUUUAUUCAUAUACAAUAUUUUUAUUCUAAGACAAUGUCAUAGACAUUAAUUAGCCACCUGCUUGUCUAUGAGCAAGAUAUAUUUAUAUCUAUGGCUACAGUAAAAUUGUAGGUAGAUAUCGUGGGUAAUGUUUAUAAGGCUAUGUACCUGAUAUAUCUAAGUAUAUAUUAUGUAACCCUACUCCGUAGUAGAGAAACCAAUGUUCAGCGGCUUACAGAUGAUAUGAGAUAACAAUUUUAUCAUCUUUAUAAGUAUUUUCUACCGAAAUACGGUUCUAACAAUAUAUGUUCGUACUAUAUACGCGUUCCCUGUAGGUAAUAGAUAAUUGUAUGGUUAUUGCACUGAACGUGUUCGUAUUGAACAUAAAACCAAAUUUUUUGAGAAAUCCCCAAAAUGUAAAUUUUUUAGAAGUCUCUUCCCAAAUCCCCAACGCUUAAAAAACUCACCAGAUUUUGGGGAUAAUCCCCAAGUUUGGCAACACUGAGUCCAAACCUAACCCCUACAGAUAUUAGAGAUACGUAUUAUUUAUGUUAAAUUUAAUAGACGUGUUAUCAUAUAAUAACGAAUUUGGUUAAUAAAACUUGGUUUAUUUAUAAAUGUGGUAACAUUGUAAAAUAAUCACAAAGAUAUUCUAAAUAAUUUGAUACCAAAACAGAAAAUAAAUAUCUAUUGUGAAUUCUACAAAGAUAAUUUACUAUCAAUGGAAACAUCGCCUCACCUAUAAUCGUUAUAGGAAUGACAUAUCCAUUUUUUCAUUGUCUAUGGAAUUCUAGUAAAGUACAAAAGAAAUGAGUCGGGAUCGUUAAUGCGGAUUUGCAUUUUGCAUUGUUUCAUAUUUACGAAGAAUGACCAGUGGAUAUCAUUAACAGAUUCUCUUACACAAAAAGCCGGAGGUUAGACUUAGUAUUAUAAAUUAAUAACAACCAUUAAAAUAUCAAUGGUUAGCAAGUAAAAGGGCGAAAGCGUCAAUUUUUUAAAUAGACUUUAUCGCAAAUAGUCGUAAAUGGUGAGAUUUUACAUAGAUUAAUCUAACCUAAACAUCGAUAUCACUUAUUUACUAUUAACGAGCGAUUUUUUAACAUGUGGUCGCAAACAUCAUAGAAUUGAAGGGAUUGAAAAAAGUUGGUGUAAACGGCAUUCAGUGAAACAUGAUACAACAGAAGCGUCAUUGUUGUAUGUCACAUUAGUUUAUUAUAUUCACAAAAUAAUGAUUUUGAAAAUGUAUCUUAAUUUUAUUAUAUAAUACUGUUUUUGAAACGCUUACUACAAAUAAUCAUUAAUUAAUCAAUAAUUGUAAAUUCUGAAAGCGAUUUUAUUCAAUAGAACAUCUUUGAGUGUAAGUUUUAACCACGCCGUUAACCAUUCCUAUGUUAAAAACUACUGUUAAAUUUUGAGUGUGCUUCCUCAGUCAAACAAUUAUUCUAGCUUCCCUGGGUUUAAUAUCAAUGUCACUGCGCUGUUAUUUUUAAAAAAAAAUGCAAUAUUAUUAUUAAUAGAGUAAUGAAAACUUUGGUUUGUUUUGUUUCUUUAGGUGAUAACGAACAAAUUAUUUGAAGACCAUCAUCAACAAUUUACAAUGUUUACACUUGCAAAGAUGGCUUAUUUCGAACUCCCCGAAUCAGACUUGGAGUAUUAUAAACGUACAUUUGAAAAAAGAAGCAAUUUGGAAAUGGCUUCCUGUUGCGAUUUAUUACACAAAGUUUUAACAAACAAACAUUGUAAAUUUAAUUUAACUAUGGUCCGUGACUGUAUAAUAAAAAUAGGACAUUUAGACUGCAUAGCUGUUAGUAACAGAUAUAUGAAGGAAAAAUUUCCGGACAUUAAUUUCAAAGAAGCCAACAUUAACGAUGAUGAGCAUUUUAAUAAUGGAUUUUUUUUGUUUUUUUAA